AUGACCUUUGGAUCUAUAGGGCUUGUGUUCUUUGCUGGUAUGCGUAUAUGGGCAGCUUUCAAAAGGAACUAUCUUGUGGUGGUGGUGGGGCCUGAGGAAUGUGGGCAGAAGACAAAGGAGUUCGAGUACGAGAAGAUGGAGAAAAUGGAAGUUGUGAUGAGUAAACCUGAGGCGCAACAAGGAAAGUGA
Eruca vesicaria subsp. sativa (arugula) is the source of this 189-nucleotide messenger RNA. NCBI's taxonomy places the organism in Eukaryota, Viridiplantae, Streptophyta, Magnoliopsida, Brassicales, Brassicaceae. The record is from the annotation of a GenBank genome assembly.